GCAAGAACUCACUUAGCGUUCAGUGAGCUGAACGCUUGUAGUACUGAAUGCACCCAUUGGUCAUGCUGGCUUCGCGUGUUCCGUUCUCCAUGGGCGACUUUAAGCACUCGACGUGGAAAAGUGCAAAUGGCGAUCAGUGAAAUAUCUCUCUCGUGCGCUCAUUCGCAAAUUAGUUACUGUGUUAGUGCAAGUGUCAUGUAGCUUGUGCUUAUACAGCUCAAUAGGUUAAUAUAAAGGCUGAGUACUGAAUCUUCACAAUGUCUUGUGGGUAUUCAAUUUGUCAGUAAUACUCAUGAAGAAAGUACAAUUGCAUUGAUUCAUCGAUCAUGGUUUACGCCUCUGAAAAGUCAAGUCUGGUGGCCUCCGUACAAGACAAGUGUUCAAUUUAAAAAAACACUGUUUACUGAAGAACAAGUAAACGAAAAUACAUGGGCAUUGUAUGACAUGAAACUUAUGUUUUUUACUUGUGAUGAAUUUGAUAAGGCCUUUAAAAAACUAAAAGAAUGUGAAGAAGUGUCUGAUUUACAAUCUACUGAAGUAGAAGAUGACGUACAAAGUAAGAAAAGAAAACGCAAACCAAAUUUAAAAUAUAUCAUAAGUAGUGAAGACGAAUACGAUGAAAACUGUGAUUCUCUACAGCUACUAGCAAAACUUGAUAAACCAGUACAAUUGAAAAAUGGACCUUGGAAAGUACAACGCAGGGAUUGUGUAUUACAAGAAAUACCUACUAGUUCUUCUGCAAGUUACACAAAUAACGAUGCAUCUAUAAUUGCUCCAACUAUUAACACUAGAACAAAAGUUACUAAUUCUACGCUUAUAAAUAAAAAUGAAAACAACAGUACAACAAACAUAACAAUACAUAACAGUACAACAAACAUAACAACAAUAAAAUUAUACGAAGCAGAUUGCAGAAAAAUGUACAGAAGUGUCAUUGCUUAAUAUAUGUGUUGUUCGCACUUUGAGUGAAUUAAAAGCAUGGCCUGUUAAUCUCAUUGACAGUAAAUGUAUUCUAUUGCCUUAUACUAACGAUAACAAUUGUCACGUAUGCUUACUAAUCGUACAUAGUUUGGACUAAUGUAUUAGUUCAAAUAUCCUCUAAUAUGAGUUUUUUUGUUAUAUUCCAUUUAAUUUACGAAAGUGUGAUAAUUGAAGAAAUUGUGAUUUUAGUUAUGCUGCCAAAGA
Messenger RNA from Harpegnathos saltator (Jerdon's jumping ant), 1182 nucleotides. RefSeq lists its product as uncharacterized. The transcript is spliced from 5 exons. NCBI's taxonomy places the organism in Eukaryota, Metazoa, Arthropoda, Insecta, Hymenoptera, Formicidae. The record is from RefSeq and is a predicted model, not a curated record. The coding region runs from base 445 to 939 and encodes 164 amino acids.